This is a messenger RNA of Vollenhovia emeryi, 2102 nucleotides long. It is a transcript of the gene Arp3, whose product is annotated as actin-related protein 3. Gene Ontology annotation, molecular function: actin filament binding. Gene Ontology annotation, biological process: Arp2/3 complex-mediated actin nucleation. The transcript has 6 exons. The coding region runs from base 173 to 1426 and encodes 417 amino acids. Lineage: Eukaryota; Metazoa; Arthropoda; Insecta; Hymenoptera; Formicidae. Gene Ontology annotation, cellular component: Arp2/3 protein complex; actin cortical patch. The record is from RefSeq and is a predicted model, not a curated record.
GGGUGUCGCUGGCGUGCGCUGGCGAACGAGAGCAAACGAGAGGCGUGGUAAUCGUCGGUGAUAUCGCUUCCCGGCGGUUCUGUUUGGUGCGAGUUGGUUAGCCGCGGCCGUCGUCGUCGUCGCGGGUGUGCGUUUUGUUGGGACAAGAAACGAACGCGGUGGUGUCGGAAUCAUGCUCGGACGUCUCCCUGCGUGCGUCAUCGAUGUGGGCACGGGCUACACGAAACUGGGAUUCGCCGGGAACAAGGAGCCCCAGCUGACGAUACCGUCGGCGAUCGCCAUCAAGGAGACUGCCAAGGUCGGCGACAAUAAUGCCAGGAGAAUUACCAAGGGCGUGGAGGACCUGGACGCCUACAUCGGGGACGAGGCCUUCGAGGCCACUGGAUACUCUGUCAAGUAUCCAGUGAGGCACGGACUGGUGGAGGACUGGGACUUGAUGGAGAAGUUUUUACAACAAUGCAUUUUCAAAUACCUCAGGUCGGAGCCCGAGGAUCAUUACUUCCUCUUAACAGAGCCACCCUUGAACACCCCGGAAAACCGCGAGUAUACCGCGGAAAUUAUGUUCGAGUCGUUCAACGUACCGGGACUUUACAUAGCUGUGCAAGCUGUUCUUGCCUUAGCAGCCUCGUGGACAGCCAAGAACGUAGAGGACCGCACUUUAACGGGCGUCGUUGUUGAUAGCGGAGACGGCGUGACUCACGUAAUUCCAGUGGCGGAGGGUUUCGUCAUAGGAAGUUGUAUAAAGCACAUUCCUAUCGCUGGUCGCGAUAUCACCUAUUUUAUACAAAGUCUGCUGAGGGAGCGGGAGAUUGGGAUACCGCCCGAGCAGUCGUUAGAAACGGCCAAGUCGAUCAAAGAGAAAUACUGUUACAUAUGCCCGGAUAUAUCCAAGGAAUUCGCCAAGUACGACAGCGACCCGACGAAAAUUAAAAAGUACGAAGGUGUUAACAAUAUCACCAAGCAACCUUUCGUGGUGGACGUCGGAUACGAGAGGUUCCUUGGACCGGAGAUAUUCUUCCAUCCUGAGUUCUCCAAUCCGGACUUUACGACGCCGCUCAAUGAAAUAGUGGACGAUGUGAUUCAAAACUGCCCAAUCGACGUCAGGAGACCAUUGUACAGUAAUAUCGUAUUAUCGGGUGGCUCCACCAUGUUUAAAGACUUUGGCAGACGGUUGCAGCGCGACAUCAAGAAGAUCGUUGACACGCGGCUCAAGCUCAGCGAGACGCUGAGCGGCAGUCACAUUACGCCGAAACCAAUAGACGUCCGCGUGAUAUCGCAUCACAAGCAACGUUGCGCGGUGUGGUACGGUGGCGCAUUACUGGCCAGCGAUCCAGAAUUCUACACGGUUUGUCACACGAAGAAGGCAUACCAAGAGUACGGUCCUGGAAUUUGUCGCUACAAUCCCGUAUUUCACAGUAUGGUUUAAGAAAUAAAUUGGAACGAGAGCACACGGCGAGCGAAAUCAUUUCCAAGAGUAUUGUCAUUUUACGAGUGCGAGGACUCGGGUAAUCUACUUCUUUUCUUUUCCUUCUAACUUGGUGCUAAAAUGCAAUUAAAAGUAAUUCAAAGAUUCCGACUUGUUUGUACUUGUUACAAAAUCAUGUCGGCAUGUUUGAGUACGUAACUCGAAUUUAUGAUUGUAGAUUAUGAAACGUAUGUUUAACGAUAAUUUACGUUUACUCCCGUUCUUGGGAUCUCAUCGAUCAUCGUUCAUGCUGUAUACGCGUAUAUAUCUGUAUACACUGUCUACGAGGCGCAUUUCCAUAGACUUUACUAUGUAUAUUUACUGCAGUAUAGGUAUAUUUAUCAUAUUUACAAGUUUAAAAAAAAUGCAUAUACAAUAACGGAUUUAUGAUGUUAUAACAAUUGUCUGUUGUUUAAUGCAGCGAUGCAUAAUACUGCAAUACUACGUGCUAUAUUCAGAAGCAUUUUUACAUUGAGCAGAAAUUCUAACAAAAUUGCAAUUUUUAUAUAUAAAAUUUCUUUAUAAACGAAAUCAAAUGACUCCGAAAUUAUCUUUGUAUUGGAUUAUCGUAUGUACCGACUACUUUUCUGCAUUUUUACAUGUACUAUUUAAAACGAUAUAUGUGUAUUACUUAAAA